Hyalella azteca is the source of this 2251-nucleotide messenger RNA. RefSeq lists its product as uncharacterized. The coding region runs from base 47 to 2251 and encodes 734 amino acids. The record is from RefSeq and is a predicted model, not a curated record. The transcript is spliced from 9 exons. Lineage: Eukaryota; Metazoa; Arthropoda; Malacostraca; Amphipoda; Hyalellidae.
CUGAUUUACCCUAAGUCCCACUGCUCCCCUCCCUCUCCCCAACCAGAUGAGGCCCCAUCUCACUUCCCUGCCUCGGCUCGCCCCACGGUCGCUGUUCCAAGCAUUAAUGAGGAGGAUUUUUUACCCCAGAACCAUUCAUUCUGUGUGGGGACAGCUGCUCCGACAAAUCCUUCCGUUAUUAACCCUAGGAUUUUUUUUAUUCGUGGUCAGGAUGAUCACGACCACAGGAUACGGUGUUCACGUCCAAUGCGCGUGCGGGUCCGUCAUCGCUACGGGAGAGCGAGAAGCGCGAUACCUCAAACAAAUCAUGGAAGAAGUUGACAUUACAACCAACAAGAGUGCUGCGCAGAGUUUGCAGGAAGAGAACCCAUCCCUGGCGGUAUCCCUGCUACUACAGGCAGAGUACGCUGGUCACCGUUGUAGUGGCUCGCCAGGACUCUUCUCCAUCAGACACAACAACUUGCUGUGGCAGGAGGCUAGUCUUGGGGCCAAUACUUUGCUGAUCUACUCAGCUUACUGGGACAACAGAGGUGGGGAAAAUAUGGUGCGAAUAUUGGGAGUCUCGGACACUCCUUCCCCGUCGACGCCUUGGUGUCUCCUGCACACCCAGCCUGGCCGCCCUCCCGUCUCCACCCGCGCCGUGGCAACGGAUUUUCUUCACUGGCAGUACCCGCAAGAAGGCUACUGGCAUCCCUUCCUGAUAUCCUGCAGCAGCGGACAAGUUAGACCCUCAGCUGUGUCCGUGGUGGGCUCUGCGUGCUCAGCGCCCACCAAUGCCAUUAAAGUCAACAUCCCAGCCUGGGACUUGUUGAAUCACGACGGAGGAUCUCUAAAUAUUCCUAGUGUCAGAAAUUUAGAUGAAAAUAAUAAAUUUAUAAAGCACGAAUCUCCGCUUGAGGUUAUCCAUACAUCGGGAUAUGACGGGAAAUAUGAGGAAAAAACUUUAAUUAACAAAGUAAUGAAAUUUGAGAAUCGAAGUUUCAUUUCAAACAAAGACUUUAAAGUCAGAAAACGUUUUGGUUCCGAUGCCGCAGAAACCCAGAAUCAUAUUAUAAAAUUAAGAAGGAAUGAAUCAUUAUCUUACUCAGAAUUAGAAAUUAAUUCUUCAGGAUCAGAACGAAACAAUAAUACCUUCCCGUCAAAUUCUCCUCACAAUAAUGAAAAUUUCGAUGAAAAAAUCAAGUCAGGCUGGAGUAAAAAUGAACAGAACCUCAUUGGAAGCAAAUUAAAGAAGAAGAACUUAGCGCUCUGCACGAAGUUUCUGUUCAACGAGCAGCGCGACGACUCGAUCAGGCUAAUAGAGUGGCUGGAGGCAGCGCGGGCGUGGGGUGUGGAUGACGUCACAGUUUACGUCGCCAGCGCGCACGCUAACGUCCUGCGCGUCCUCAAGCAUUACAUGCAACAAGGACUUGUGACCAUCCUGCCCUGGACGAAUCCUGGGCACUAUCCUAACAACCCUGCGCUGCAGAGGGCGCUCUAUGAUACUCAAAGGUACGCACUUUUUACCCUGGAAAAUAUUCCGUACACGGACUGCCUGCUGCGACACCUGUACAGCCACCGCUACGUCGCUGUGUGGGACAUGGACGAGUUUAUGCUUCCCGUGUCACCUUUUUCAUCCAUACCUCAACUGCUGGACCACGCCAAGCUGAAAUGGUUCAGAGCUCACUCCCAAAAAUGCUCGCAGCAUUUCCAUGUAGAAAAAGAUUUAGUUGAUCCAAUUAUUGAGGCAAAAGUUCUGGACCCAACUCAGAAUCAGAAUGAAUUUGAAGUAGAGACCAUAAUCAAGUUUAUAGACCAAGACAAGGAGAAAUAUUUUCCCUCUGAAUGUCUGCCGCCAGUUUCAUAUCUUGGACGUGGUUCUUACUUCUUCGAUGAUUUGCUAGAGACUGCGGACAACGCGAGGCAAGGCCUACACAUGCUGAGUCACGUCACGCGGACCUUUAGAGUCACGCUCCCUCAAGUCCAUACCAAGGCAGUGCAUGACACAUCCCGAGCCUUGGGUUUGCACGCUCAUUUUGCACUGUACAGCAACACGGGAGUCGUGCACCGAUCACGAGACCUCUACAACCUGUACCCCAGUGAUGAGGCUUACCUCGCUCACUACAGGGCGAAGUGUCAGGGUGAAAGUCAGCUAGAAUGUGAAACAAAAUUUAGACCGCUGCUUGUUCGCGACGAGCGGAUGUGGCUGCACAAAACUCAAAUUUCGAGAAAAUCGAGUGAAACAAUUAGGAUUUUGGGGCUUCAACCUUGA